Anopheles stephensi (Asian malaria mosquito) is the source of this 3251-nucleotide messenger RNA. RefSeq names its product E3 ubiquitin-protein ligase RMND5A (gene Sou). Gene Ontology annotation, molecular function: protein binding; ubiquitin protein ligase activity. Gene Ontology annotation, cellular component: GID complex; cytoplasm; nucleus. The coding region runs from base 863 to 2059 and encodes 398 amino acids. The transcript has 4 exons. The record is from RefSeq and is a predicted model, not a curated record. NCBI's taxonomy places the organism in Eukaryota, Metazoa, Arthropoda, Insecta, Diptera, Culicidae. Gene Ontology annotation, biological process: proteasome-mediated ubiquitin-dependent protein catabolic process.
UUCUCAAAGAGAGUAAUAAGAAAAAUAACAAUAGUAAGACAUCAUUCAAUGGAAAGUGGAUGAUUUCGGAAAUAAAUCCUGUGCUGUGAAAAAUCAUCUCGCUCUGCAGUGAUUUCGGUGGCGGAAAAGAGGGUGUCUAGGUGUCGUGCCAGCAAAAUCAGUAAACGAGUUGCGAGAAAGGAAGGCCAAGAGUCGAUUUUCGUACACAACGACGACGACGACGAUGACGAAGAUGGCAACAAUAGCAGUGGCGUAAAGUAUCGAAAUUACCAAUAGGCCAGUGUAAUACGCAACUCGUGUGUUGAAAAAGGGCCACCUUACAAAGUGCCACAGUGGAACAUUGAUAUGUAGGACUGUUAUUUACGUGUCUCGUUAUUACUGCUGGCAUCGCGUAGGCACCGAGUAGUGGCGAAGCGCACGUUAAGCGGACAGCUUUUGGGACGAAGUUUGGUGGUGGUUGCUGCUGUUUCUUUGUUGUCUGUAUUAUGUGUGCUGCAAAAAGGUAGCGAAACGUUAAGAAGAAAGCAUAAAUAACACAUCGAUGAGUGAAGGAGAGGCAGGCGAACACGCUGGUGCAAGUGUGUGUUGUUUUGCGACUGUUGCUACAGCUUGAGAAGGGAACCGCCACUCCAUUCGUUCCACCACACGUUCCACCCAUUCGAACCACCGCUACGCAGUUUCCAUUUCCCUUCACGCACGGAAAAACGACGGGCUCAUUUACUGUUCGGAGUAAAAACAAAUCCCAAACCAUCUGAACCUUCUUGCGAGAGAGUGGAUCUGAAGCACGUCAAAACAAAGCAAGCUGUUAGUGUAGUGUUUUUGCUGUUGUUGCUCCUUUGCCUGGAAACGCCGAGACAACACGAUGGAAUCCUGUGCCGCCGUCGAGAAAGAGGUGGAGAAAGUGAUCAACAAAUUUUCCGCUAUUAACGACCACUCGCAGCGUAUUAUCGGCGAUGUGAUUUCGCUCAUCGAGAAGCUUCGGUCAUCAAUCUCGGAAGGCAACCCGGACAAUAAGGUUACGGCCGGACAGGUGGAUGUGCUGAACGAGGCUCUCACGAAGACAAAGGACAAAUUGCAGCGUCUCACGACGGAACAUCGCGAUCUGCACGGCACCGUCAGCAAGGUGGGCAAAGCGAUCGACCGUAACUUUGUGGCCGACUUUACGGCCACCUCGCGCACGGACGUGUUCCAGACGGAGCGGAAUGUGAUGCUGUUGAACAAAAUCAUGGCCCAGCACUUCUACCGCCAGGGCAUGGACGAUGUGGCCGACGCGCUAAUAAAGGAGUCGGGCCUGCCGGCGGAAGACAUUGUGCCGGAACCGUACGCCGAGCUGCACCGCAUCUGGGAAGCGAUACAUACGGGCAACCUGGCGCCCGCACUCGACUGGGCCGGGCGCUAUUCGGCCGAGCUGGAUGCGCGCAACAGCACGCUGGAAUUUAAGCUGCACCGCUUGGCGUUCAUGCAAAUACUGAACGGCGGUGUGCAGGCGCAAACGGAAGCGAUUGCGUACGCACGGACCAACUUUGCCAAGUUUGUGCGGCGCUUCGAGAAGGACAUCCAGAUCCUGAUGGGGACGCUCAUCUACCUGCAGAUUGGGAUACACAACUCACCGUACAAGUACCUCACCGCGCCCGAAAUGUGGAUCGAGACGGCGGACGUCUUUCUGAAGGAUGCCUGCCAACUGCUGGGCAUCAACAAGGAUUCGCCACUGUCCGUGAUUGUUAAUGCGGGCUGUACCGCACUGCCGGCAUUGCUUAAUCUCAAGCAGGUGAUGAUGUCGCGCCAGGUGACGGGCAUUUGGAACGGUCGUGAUGAGCUGCCUAUUGAGAUCGACUUAGAGCCAGAGAACCGGUUUCACUCCAUCUUUGCGUGUCCGAUUCUGCGACAGCAGAGUUCCGAAGACAAUCCGCCAAUGAAGCUGCUCUGCGGUCACGUCAUAUCACGCGAUGCCCUGAACAAACUUAGCAAUGGACCGAUAAUGAACAAUUCUUUCAGAUUAAAGUGUCCCUACUGUCCCAUGGAGCAGUGCCCAUCGGAUGCCAAGCUGAUUUACUUCUGAGCCUGCUUUGCACACGCCGUUGGUGCAUAUUUCUGUUUCCUGUGUGUUAUCUUCUCACCCCUUCCCCCGCCCCAGCUGGCACCAUUUAUCCGAUGGCUGCACGAUCGUGAGAUGCAUGGUGUGUACACCCCGCAAGUUGGCGUUAUCGUCGUUGUUCGGGGAUUUGAUUCCGAUUGGCGGAUCGACCUCUCGUAAAGCGGCUAGGACGUCGUAGAAGAAAAUGAUCGGAAGCGAAAGGCGUUUUUCUCUCCAGUGAGAAUAAUGAUCAAGGCAAUUAGGAUCGAAGAGAUCGAAGCGAUGGAUAUGUUAAGAUGCAAUGAUAUGCAUAUAUGCUGAAUAGUUACGUUUUAAAAGGAGGGAACUUUAGCAAACACUUUACGAACGCUUGAGAAAAUUGUUCGCAUUUUCGAUGGGAAAGUGUGGAGUAGAAAAGGUAAAGAUUGAUUAGAUACGAUUGGCUAGGAACUCUUCCACUUUCGUAUAGCUUUUUUUUGUUUGUUUCUUAUUGGUGGUGUGUACCUUGGAUUGUGAGCUGUGUUUCUGUUUUUGUGUUCAAUUAUUGUCGCUCAUUACACUCGGCUAGGAGGAGAGAAGGCUCCGUUGCCCUUAUGAGUGAAUUGAUGUUUUAGUUGUAUGCAGCGCAGUACCUCAGUCUUUCUUCCUAAUGUGUGUGUGUGAUUAUUUGUUGUUUAUUAGCGUUUCAAAUGUGUUGCUAACAUUUUCUCUGAAAGAGAAUGCCGAGACGAAGGUAAUUCAUUCGCUACCACGAACGCGUGGGAACAGAACAGAAAACGGUCCGUCUCUGCUAGCGCGGUAGUAUCGCGAGCGGUUGAAGAAAUGGUAAAGCAGAAUAGAAAGAGUUAGUUAGUAAAACGAGGAAUGGUAAAUUUAAUGUAGCACACCACACCACAUACACACACACAAACACUAUUUUAAUGCUAAAGCUUGCAUGCUUCUGUUGUACACAAAGGGAAGGUCCAACCGUGGAGAACCGCUAACUGAGGAAGGAACACGAGAUCGAACGACAUAAACAACGGUCCCCUUACGACACCACACGACUGCCGCUUCAUCAAAUGGUGCUUUAGGGUGGGUGAAAAGAGGCAGGGAAAGGCUGUAAAUAUAUGUGUAUAAACAAAUAUAUUAUAUUUUUACUGACGACAAAUAAAGAAAAUCCACGAGUAUAGGAAGAAAA